Sceloporus undulatus (fence lizard) is the source of this 1914-nucleotide messenger RNA. Its product is annotated as gastrula zinc finger protein XlCGF26.1-like. The record is from RefSeq and is a predicted model, not a curated record. Gene Ontology annotation, cellular component: nucleus. Lineage: Eukaryota; Metazoa; Chordata; Lepidosauria; Squamata; Phrynosomatidae.
AUGGGUGAAGAAUCCGUCCAUACAGAGGGCCAGCUGUACUCGUAACUUCCAUCCAUCUUGGCAGCUUAGUUUGCUACCAGGAUUCUAUUUGAUAAAUAGCUUCUGCAUUAAGUGUGAAGCUGAAAGGUUUCCUCUUCCUUCAGGCUCCAGUGACCUUUGAGGAAGUUUAUGUGAAUUUCACUGAGGAAGAAUGGGCUCUGCUGGAUGCAGAACAAAGGGCUCUGUACAAGGAAGUCAUGGAUGAGAAUUUGGCCCAUGUGAUGUCUCUGGCCGCUGAUGUUGGAGAGAGCGGAAAUGUGAAAAAAUUGCAUAGAUGGUGCUUGGAAAGAGUCAUUCAUAAAGAUGAGAAACAACUGAGAAGGAAAAGUGAAGGAAAAAGUGGCAAGAAUGAUUUUUUUGCCAUUUCACAUGGAGAAUUCCACGAAGCCCCACUACAAGAAAAAACAGGGAAAGGCAAAGAAAGGCAGAAAUGUCUUUUGUGUAAGAAAAUGCAUUUAGAGAAGGAUCCACUGAAAUGCACAGAAUGCAGCAAGUAUUUUUGUGCUUACUCAACCCUUGAAAGACAUCUGAGAAUCCACACAGGUGAGAAACCGUUCAUGUGCUCAGAAUGUGGAAAGAGCUUCAGUCAGAAUGAACACCUUGUUUCCCACAUGAGAAUCCACACAGGUGAGAAACCAUUCAAAUGUCUGGAGUGUGGAAAGAGCUUCCGUCAGAGCAGAAACAUUACUUCCCAUAUGAGAAUCCACACAGGGGAGAAACCAUUUCAGUGCUUGGAGUGUGGGAAGAGCUUCGGUCGGAACACACAUCUCACUUCUCAUAUGAAAACCCACACUGGGGAGAAACCAUUUCAUUGCUCAGAAUGUGGAAAGAACUUCAGUUGUAAAGAAAGCCUGGGUUCUCAUAAAAAAAUCCACACAGGGGAGAAGCCAUUUAAGUGCUUGGAAUGUGGAAGAGGCUUCAGACAGAGCGCACGCCUGACGGCCCAUAUGCGAACCCACACUGGGGAGAAACCAUUUAAGUGCUUGGAAUGUGAAAGGAGCUUCUGUCAGAGCACAAGUCUUACUACCCACAUGAGGAUCCACACAGGACAGAAACCAUUUAAAUGUCUGGAAUGUGGAAAGAGGUUCUAUUAUAAAAUCAGCCUUAAUUCCCAUCAAAUGUCCCACUCAGGGGAGAAACCAUACAAAUGCUCAGAAUGUGGAAAGAGCUUCACUGGAAGCUCACACCUUGCUUCCCAUAUGAGGAUCCACACAGGGGAGAAACCAUUCCAGUGCUUGGAAUGUGGAACGAGCUUCAGUGAAAAAAGAAACCUGAAUUUCCAUCAAAGAAUCCAUGCAGGGGAGGAACCAUUUAAGUGCUUGCAGUGCGGAAAGAAUUUCAACCACAGAGUCAGCCUUACUUCUCAUCAAAGAACACACACAGGAGAGAAACCAUUUAAAUGCCUGGAGUGUGGGAAAAGCUUCAGUUGGAGCUCACACCUUGCCUCCCAUGUCAGAACCCACACAGGGGAGAAACCGUUUAAAUGUUCAGAGUGUGGAAAAACCUUUCGGCAGAGGAUACACCUCACUUCCCAUCAAAAAAUCCACCAAGGUGAGAAUGUUGUGGAUUUUCCUCUGUCAUCUGGCUACCAGAGUUUUUGUGCAUCACUGGAGAAUACAGUAAUAUUUGUUCUAAUGAUAAGAGAUAGAGAUUUCUGUUGCUCUAAUAAAAGGGUUUUGUCUACAGUCUGGAUUUAUAGCUUCUAAAAUCUCUCUUAUCCUAGCCAUCUUUUUCUCAAACAACAACUAUUAUAUCUUCUCUCAAGGUCCUCUGGAGAUCGCAGUGACUGUUGUAAUCACUUUGAGUCUGGCUGUGGGGACAAAGAAAGCCAGCAUGAUGUACUGGUUUGAGUGUAGGACCUGGAUUCAGUUUCCU